AAACAAUCAUAAAAAUUCGUCAGUAUAUUUUGGGCUCGUCUCAUCGGGACAAGAUUUUGUCGGAAAAAUCGCACGAUACACACGCCGCGCUUUGUUUCCACGUAAAAUCAUUCUUAGAGACAACAACCUAUUUAGAUUAGAGAUAUUUCGUCAAAAUUGUGUUAGUAGCCGGGUUUAUCAGAACCUGAUUUUUUGCUUCAUAAAUAAAAAAAAAUACGACGUCGUCGUUGUUAUUUAUUAGUAUUCAAGGUCGCGUGUGUUUUAUAAUCGAGAGUGUUUUUUCGUCGUUCAUUCGUUCAUCGUCCGGACAACGUGAAAGAAGAAAAUUCCUCGAAAAAUGGCACUUUUGUUGAGAAAUAUCACGAAAGAAUUGAAGCAUGGCUUGACUCGUCAUUACGCGAGUAGCAGCGUUCCCACGACGAAAAUGUUCGUCGAUGGCAAGUUUGUCGAGUCAAAGACGAGCGAUUGGAUCGAUUUGCAUGAUCCGGCGACGAAUGACGUCGUUACCCGGGUGCCCAAAUGCACGCAAGACGAGAUGCAAUCCGCUGUCGACGCCGCAAAACGUGCCUUCAAGACAUGGGGACAGAGCUCCAUCGUUACACGUCAGCAACUGAUGUUCAAGUUACAGCAGAUCAUCAAGGCGAAUAUGGGUGAAUUGGCGAAAAAUAUUACAAAGGAACAAGGUAAAACUCACAUUGAUGCUGAGGGCGACGUUUUGCGUGGAUUACAAGUCGUCGAGCAUUGCUGCGGUAUCAGUUUCUUGCAACAAGGCGAAACGAUGCCCAAUGUCGCUAAAGAUAUGGAUACCUAUUCGUACACUUUGCCAUUGGGCGUCACAGCUGGCAUUGCUCCCUUCAAUUUCCCCGCGAUGAUUCCUCUCUGGAUGUUCCCCGUUGCCAUUUCUUGCGGCAAUACGAUGGUUUUGAAGCCUUCCGAACGCGUUCCGGGCGCUACAAUGAUGCUCAUGGAAAUGUUGAACGAAGCUGGAUGUCCUCCGGGUGUCGUCAAUGUCAUUCAUGGAGCGCACGACGCCGUGAAUUUCAUUUGUGACAAUCCGGCGAUCAAAGCGGUGUCGUUUGUUGGCUCAGAUCAAGCUGGAAAAUACAUUUACGAACGUGCAGGACGUAACGGAAAACGUGUGCAGUCCAAUAUGGGAGCGAAAAAUCACGGCGUUAUCGUCAGCGACGCGAAUAAAGAGUCAACUUUGAAUCAACUUGCAGGCGCCGCAUUCGGAGCAGCUGGGCAACGUUGCAUGGCAUUGUCUACUGCCGUUUUUGUUGGCGACGCGAAGAACUGGAUCCCAGAAUUGGCAGAAAAAGCGAAAAAUUUGAAAGUUAACGCAGGACAUGUCGCAGGAACUGACGUUGGGCCCGUCAUUUCGCCUCAAUCCAAGGAGCGAAUUCAUCGUUUGAUCGAGUCGGGAGUCAAGGAAGGCGCCAAACUCGUCUUGGAUGGUCGAAAUGUCAAAGUGCCCGGAUACGAAAAGGGAAAUUUCGUUGGUCCAACCAUCUUAACUGACGUCAAACCCCACAUGGAAUGCUACAAAGAGGAAAUUUUCGGUCCUGUCUUGAUUUGCUUGACUGUCGAUACGCUCGACGAAGCCAUCGAACUCAUCAACAACAACCCCUAUGGCAAUGGAACGGCAAUUUUCACGACAAACGGCGCCGUUGCCCGCAAAUUCACGAACGAAAUCGACGUUGGACAAGUCGGAAUCAACGUUCCAAUUCCCGUGCCCUUGCCAAUGUUCAGUUUCACGGGCUCCCGAGGCAGUUUCAUGGGCGAUUGUCACUUCUACGGCAGACAAGGCGUCAAAUUCUACACGCAAACGAAAACGGUGACAUCUUUGUGGCGUCCCGAAACUGAAGUUGAGAAACUCAAGGCUUCCAUGCCAACCAUGAAGUAAAAAAAAUCGAGAAAAUUAUAAACCGUCUUCCAAUUAAUUCGAGAAAUUUUCUAUUUUUAAACCUAAAAUACGUACAAAAACAAUGAAAAUGUAAAUUAAUGUAACCCGUA
This is a messenger RNA of Culicoides brevitarsis, 2013 nucleotides long. RefSeq names its product probable methylmalonate-semialdehyde/malonate-semialdehyde dehydrogenase [acylating], mitochondrial. Gene Ontology annotation, biological process: L-valine catabolic process; thymine catabolic process. Bases 338 to 1903 code for a protein of 521 amino acids. Lineage: Eukaryota; Metazoa; Arthropoda; Insecta; Diptera; Ceratopogonidae. The record is from RefSeq and is a predicted model, not a curated record. Gene Ontology annotation, molecular function: methylmalonate-semialdehyde dehydrogenase (acylating, NAD+) activity; malonate-semialdehyde dehydrogenase (acetylating, [NAD(P)+]) activity. Gene Ontology annotation, cellular component: mitochondrion. The transcript has 3 exons.